Thamnophis sirtalis is the source of this 3567-nucleotide messenger RNA. The record is from RefSeq and is a predicted model, not a curated record. Lineage: Eukaryota; Metazoa; Chordata; Lepidosauria; Squamata; Natricidae.
GCCUGGCUGGGUCAUGUUUGGCUCGAUUCAGCACUAUGCCUUUCCUUUACUGCAAUCCAGGGGAUGUCUGCUACUAUGCAAGUCGUAAUGAUAAAUCCUACUGGCUCUCAACCACAGCCUCUCUUCCAAUGAUGCCUGUGGUAGAAGAAGAAAUCAGACCUUAUAUCAGUCGCUGUUCUGUCUGUGAAGCUCCUGCUCUUGCCAUUGCUAUUCACAGUCAAGAUAUUACUAUUCCUCACUGUCCUGAAGGAUGGCGCAGUUUAUGGAUUGGGUAUUCUUUCCUUAUGCACACUGCAGCUGGUGCCGAAGGCGGAGGGCAGUCACUGGUUUCUCCAGGUAGCUGCCUAGAAGACUUCAGAGCCACACCAUUCAUUGAGUGCAAUGGUGCUCGGGGGACCUGCCACUACUUUGCAAACAAAUACAGUUUUUGGCUUACCACCAUUGACAAUCAAUUUCAACAUUCACCACCUCCAGAUACACUCAAGGCUGGACUCAUCCGAACACAUAUAAGCAGAUGCCAAGUGUGUAUGAAAAAUUUGUAAAACAAACAACCCCCUCCCUUCCAAAAAAGAAAUGUCACUUCAAAGUGGCAUGAAUUAGAUUUUGUUGGUGCUUAUUUAACUUAUUACCUCAUCAUUUGAACACCAUUGUUAUCUGGAAGAACAAACACUGCAAGUACAUAUAACCAAACAAUUGUUCAGCCUUUGUUCAUGUUAUUGUGAGUUUGCUUUUAUAUGCUGCAAAUAAUACAGUCUGUUAUGGGAAUAAAACAAUAGACAAUGUUUCAUUAUUAAAUACACUUGCUGUCAUUUAAAUCUGAUUUACUGUCAAAUGAUAUUUAUCUUUUUUUCAAUGUAUUACUGAACUCUACUAACUCUUAGUCAUUGAGUAUUAAAUAAACAUUUAAACACAAAUGCAAACUAUGUUGGAAUUUAGGAUUUUAAACUGUAUUUAGCAAACUCAUAUUGUUAAAAUGAAAAUGACAUUUCAACAUCCUCAAAACAGUGAAAAAUAAGCUGUAUGCUUGCUCUAAGCGAGUUCUGUUUUAGCUGAGUUGUUUGGUUACAAAUACAACAGAACAGCAAUGUUUUAUGGCUGCAUGGAAUAUAUUUUUGUUAUAUUUCAAGGCCUUUAUUUUUAUACAGUUACUUUAGUAAACAUCCUGUUGCUAUUAGUGCCUAAUUUCAAAAGUCUGCAGAGAAUGAACAAUAAGCUUUAUUUAUGUGUCACUUGACUUUUUUUGAAUGCAAUCUACUAUUAUUCUAUGCAAUAUCCUCAAUGGAUAGGCAUAGCCCAUUAGACCAGAAUUCAUUUAAUAUAACUUUAGUAUGGCUUGUAGAUAAAUAAUCUAUGGCCUUUUAGAUGUUGAUAUUCUACCUGAGUUGAUGAGAAAUUGUGGUUUGGAAUCCAUAUCUGAAGGUACUUUGGCAAAUAGUACUUUGGCUAAUUCUCUUCAAUUAUUACUGGGUAUCACAGAAUCUGUCAUAAUAAUCUCAUAAUUUAAGGAAUAGCACAAAGGGAAGGUGUUUAGAAAACUGUGCCUUGCAGCAAUUGCAAUUAAAGCUACAGUCAAGAACCACUCCCCUAGAGAGUACCAUUUAGUAAGAUUUGUGAGAGUCCAUCCAUACUUAGGAAUGUGACAUUUGUCAGUCUUCCCAAUAUAAGGAUGAUAAGAGAGACUCAAUUAGUAUCAUAUUCUUGGGAGGGAAGUGAGUGACAGAAAAGGCAUCUCUGCACAGAAGGAAUUAGGACUGUGCCUGGGAAAGUGAAAAACACACUUUUCUCAUAGCAGUGUAAUACCAAAGCUGUGAUUAUGUGCAUACUUAACCGUACAAAUGAAGCUUGACUGGCUUCCAAGUAAACAUGCAUAAAAUUGUUGAGUAAAUCAGAUUCUAUCCCCAAUUCCUUCACCAGUAUGGAUAAGCAAAUGAAAAGGAGGCAGAAUCUCAAUGCGACAAGUGGCAACAACCCUCUUUGGGUGGCAGGAAUAGGGCAGCUGCCCAGACUAAUCUGUAAUUGGGCACUUGGGACUUCCCACUGCUCCCCAGAGUGUUUCCUUCCCAAACCAAAUCCUGAAUAAGAAAUGCUCAAAUUUCCUUUCAUGUGUUUCUCCUUUGUACUAAGGAUCAGUGUUUUAUUUUGUGUGAUAAAUAAAAGUAUCGUUUUCUUACUGAAUUGGUACAGGUUUUAUAAGACAUAACUUAAAUCCUAAAAAAAGAAAAAGAAUCCCCAUGUAAAGAAACAACCCAUAUAUGAAGUGACUUGAAGGGGACAGGGCAAGAGAAUCCAUGGAGCUCUUAUUUUAAAAGCCCUGGCAUUCCCAAUGUCACUGUCUAGUAAACUGUAGCAGCACAGAGGUUGCAAUGGAAAUGUGCAUAUCUAAAGCAUCACCUUUAGAUGCAGAGCAUGUAAUCACACAUUCAAAUCAAUUUAAAUUCUUCAUAUUUAAGGAAAUUCUGUGGAUCUAUUUCUUACAUAUCUGACAAAGACUGAAAAAGUUUCAGAAUUAGAAGAGCACUAUGGGGAUUUAGAGGCCCAAUGAUUUUUUUAUGGAUUUUUUAUGGAUUUCCAGGCUCAUUUUUCAUUUACUAUUAAAAUCUAUUUCCUCCAAGGAUGAACUCAGCACUGCUAUUUCCUGCCAGAACUCAGUCCUAAAAUAAAUACCAUAAUAAUGUACCAUAUUUGGGAUUCAGACACAAAAUAUAUAAUCCAGGCAUACUUUAGUCUAUAAUCUCUAGUUUUAUCAAUUAUUGUCACAAAAGUAAUUAGUAAAUUUUAUUGCAAAUAUAAAUAGUUUAAAAAAUAGACAGAGGUAAAGAGCUGUUUUGUGUCAAUAGAUUGAUCAGCUUCAUAGUAACUUCUUUUACAUUCAGAAAAUGUGGAGAUAACUGCAGAUCUUUAGAAAAAGUAAUCUCCUAACAAGGAAAAAAUUAAGUUGAUAUUUUUAUAUAAUUCCCCAACAACAGCAUUGAAAAAUCACUACUAUCACCAAUACAUUGUCAUCACUGAUUACAACCAAAGUAUUAAAAUAAUUUUGAUUCUCUAACAAUCAAGUUCCUGUUAUAUUGCAAUCAUCUCCAUAACAAAACACAUCUAUUUUCUUCCCUGUCCUCACCCACUUUUACAAAUUAAAUGUUCCCCCUAGCCAUGUACUCACAUCCACUUUUAUGACUCUGUUAAUUAUUCAUAAUUUAACAAAAAUAUGUUUAAAUAAUUUCACCAGAAUCUGAUCUACUAAUAACCAAAAGUAUCCACUCUUACUGAUUUAGAACAUAAAUAACUCAUCAAGCCCCUGGAAUUUCAAAGAUUGAAGCUAAUAGUACAAUUAUAAACAUUAUUAGUUCCAAUACCACCAAUUCACCCUUGAGUUCAGAUUAACCUAAAACUGCAGACUACUUUGUGAAUUCCUUUGGGUGCAUUUUGUUAUAGGAGAAAUGGGGAAUAAAUUUUUGCCUAACAAAUGUCUGGCCUAUAUUGAUAGUGACUCUAUAUUGACAGUGAUCCAAUCCCAUUCUAUUCAUCUGACUUCCUUUUUUGGUCUGGCUCCGGUGGCCCACAACCAUGCAA